Molecule: messenger RNA, 2238 nt
Organism: Rhizophagus irregularis DAOM 181602=DAOM 197198
Lineage: Eukaryota; Fungi; Glomeromycota; Glomeromycetes; Glomerales; Glomeraceae
Source: RefSeq, a predicted model, not a curated record
UAAUAGUAAACAUAAACAUAAAAUUAUUUUUUCUUACGGGCAAAGCUCUUACGGGCAUAACCCAUCAAAUAAUCACAAAAUGUAUUUAUAUUAUAUUUGUCUCAAUUUUCAAUUCCCCAUUUCUUGUCAACCAUUUUGUUCUCUUUAUAAAUCAAAUUAUUUCAUAAAUAAAAAAACUUUUUUUUUGUUCUCUCAUAUUAAAUUAUAUAAAUUAUAUAUUUAUUACAUACUAUUUAUUAUAUAUUAUAUAUUAUACGUAGAAAAAGAAAAGAAAAUAACUCAAAAUGUUCAAACAACCGAUUGUAAACAUAAACAUUUCUUGGAAUCGAGAAACAUUUAAAUUGCUCUUAAUAAUAUUCAUAUUUUGGAGUCUUAUUAGUUAUUUAUACUUUUAUAAAAAUAAUAAUGUUAAUAAUGAUAAUAUAACUAACUCAUCGACUCAACCUGAUAUUGGAGAAAUUGGAGAACCAAUUUCAAUUAUUCAAUCGCAAUCACCUUCACAAUCACCUUCACAAUCGCAAUCGAAAGAUGCUAUAAUGACAUUAUCCCCAUCAACUCCAACUAAUACUUCAUCCCCAUCAACGCCAACAACAUCCCCAUCAACUAAUACUACAUCAACUCCAACUUUUCAUGUUGACAUCAUAAUAAAUCAAAAAUAUUGUCAAUCUAAUACAUGUAGAUUCUUAUUCGCUUAUUAUCCACCAGAACAAGAAACUCAAGCAAAUCAACAUUUUUUAUCAUUUGUACAAUUAGCCGAAAAAUUAAAUAGAAUUAUGGUAUUAACUAAUGUAGGAAAUUCACAUAUAUUUGCAUGUCAACCAUUUUCUUUCGAUUUUUAUUAUAAUGUGGACAAACUUCAAAAAAGGUUUCCAAAUGUUAAAUUCAUUACACAAAAAGAUUUUCAAUUUUGGACAAAAGAAAGAAAAGAAAAACCCGAUACUUUUCAUGGAUUUAUUACAAUCAACAAAAAUCAUUCAUAUACAGUAAAUCAUGUUCAACCUUAUGUUGAAAAAUUAAAUUUAUCAAAUUGUUUAAGAUUAUUUAAUUUAAGAUUAAAUGAUACUACAAUAUUUAAAGAUAUUUAUUUAAGUAAGGGUAAAAAUCUUGAAACUUUUGAAAAUUUAAUAUUAAAAGAAUUAGAUACAAAUGCUGAAGUUUUAUUAAUUAAACAUGAAAUACGUUAUCCUUUAUUUAAACCUCUUAGUUCAUUAGAUUAUGCUAACCAUAUUAUAGAUGCUGCAAAUUCUAUAUCAGAAAAAUUAAGACCUUAUAUUGCAAGUCAUUGGAGGAUGGAACUUGGUAAACCAAAAAUGAUGCCUGAUUGUGCAAAAAAUUUAGUUAAGUGGGUUAAAGAUAAAGAAAGUAGAACUGGUAUAAAAAAUUUAUAUUUAGCUACUGAUUAUCCUUUAUUAGGUGAGAAUAAAGCUCAAUCUACAACUUUCCACGUGAUAACAAAAUAUCAUAUUAAUGCUAUUCAAAUAUUAAAUUCUUCUGUAAGUUUAAAUACUUGGGUUUCUUUACAUCCAUUUGAUUAUCUUCCAAAAGAUAAAUGGAUAAAAAAAGAAUUAAUGGGAGCUGGUAUACAAGGAAUAUUAGAUAAGUUAGUAUUAAUACAAGCCGAUUAUUUUGUAUCUUGUCCGAAAGUAUGUGGUCGUUAUAUAUCAAAGUAUACAAAGAAAGUACGAGAAGAGAGAACAAAAAAUGUAGGGAAAAAAUAUUAUUAUUUAAAGAACGUUUGGGAGAUGUGGUAUGAAAAUUAAAGAAAAUUUUAUUGGUAGCCCUAUGAUUUAGUUAGACAUUUUAUGUACAUAAUGAAUAAAAUCAAAUAAAAUAAUUACGAUUUUAAUCAAAGUUUAAUUGAGAACUUGGGGAGCGAACCAAUAAAUUUGUACAUACUAUGUUCAUCGAAAAGAUUAAUUUUCUUUGGAAUUCGGUUGUCCUUUUGUUUAUCUUUUAAGGAUUUUCGGUUCGGGACUUCGGUUAUCGGCGUUAAAACUAAUUAAUUUUGUGUCACAAAAAAAAAAUAUUUUUGAAAAAGUCAUUGACAUGCAACAUAAGAACAUUCCUAUAAUUGUUAUUUAAUGCAUAAAUGCGCUCUAUGGUAUUUAAUCCCAACUGUUUAAACAUAAUUUACAUCAUUUUAAACCUUAAAAAUCAACCAAUCAAAUUUUCUUUCUUUUUUAAUUCAUAUCCUUUUUAAAUCCUACCAUAUCAUUUUAUUUCCAUAUCAUUUUUUUU